AAGAACAACAGACACCAUUGCUGCAGCGCAAGACAGAGUGAAGUGGAGGUCCAUGAUCGCCCACGCCCAUCAGCAAGGCACCGAUUGAUGAUGAGAUCUAGAUCUAGAUUUAUAACUUACAAGGGAAAAAGAAAGACUUCUACUAGAGUAGAUCUAGAUCUACCCUUUUCAUUUUAAGAAACUGAUAAAGCGUUAAAUCAAGACAAUGUUUGACAUGUUGAAGCUUUAGUUUUUAUGAUACAAUUUCAUGAGUUUUACAUUUGUAAGUUGCUGUAUGAGUGGUGGGAAAACACUAAUUAGAUCACAUUCUAGAUGUAGAAUCUAGAUCUAAUGUUUAGUCUACUGAUUUUAAAGUAACCGUGGCACCGAAAACGACACAGUUAGAGAUCUAAACUUGUAAAGGAUCAAUUAAAAUGCUUCAGAAAUGUUCACUAAAAUUGUGUAUUUUGUUCCCUCGAUCACAUCACUGUUAACGAUAACAAAAACGCUGUUCUAGCUGUGGAGAGAUGAUUUGUUUUGAUAGAGGUUUUAUGACAAUUGCAACACUUAACAUAAUAUACGUGCCAAAUAUUACAGUUACAAGAGAAUAACAAACAUAAAAAAGAAAGAGGGUAACAAACGAAGACAGUACGACAUAGUGAUAGAAACCACACGUGCGCCCACCAACCGUCCGAGCUUUGGUUGACGUGAGAUAUCCAACAGUGCAAAUGUUGUUUAGAACAAUUUAGCUCAAGGUAUGAAAGCCAUAAUAUCCAUACGACAGAAAAUAUAUGGAAUGUCAGGGCAUAGUCUGGCGAGAAUCAGUGUCAAUAAAAGAGGUGUCACAAGAAUUAUCAUCAUCAAUAGGAUGCGUGCAGUAAAGAAAAGACAGGCAUGAAAAAAUGGGACAGAAGAAAGGAGCUGGGAAUGAGAAAGGAGUGAGAAUGUGAAACAUUAGGCUAAGUUACAAAAAGAGGCCAACGGAAAGAAGAAAAUGCGCUCAUCAGGACGCUCACCUCAUGUGCCCACGCUGUUCGACGGUUUCUGAAAAAUACCGUUAAAAGGUUGUUGGAAGGAUCUUCCUACAGUAGCGAAGUCGAUCACAAGGUCAAGAUUGAAUUUAAUCGGACACGCAAAUAACUUCCCUGUACAUGUGAAAGAAGCACACGAUGUUUAAAUGGACUUCUCCAAAUAGCUUGUCGGUGCCAGACCAAAUGUUGUCAAAUAAUGAUUCGUAUACAAGAAAGGUGGCACGGCUAGAACUGGCUGGACAUCAUCACAAUAAUGCCCCUUCAGUCGAUGGCAAGAGACAGUCUUUAAAAUUGGUGAGUGAUCGGAGGCAGGUAGACCCCCAAGACGGUAGGAAGCCGACUAGUACAUGCAACAGACAAACUGCCAAAUCAGUCCCGACGUCUCCCACAGAGUGGAAAGGGGGACAGCAGAAGAAAAAAAAGAGUGCCAGUUCAUCUCUCCCGAGCUCACCACAAAAGUUCAAGAAAGCCACAGGAUAUCAGGCGAGUCAGCAAAAGCAAAGUCUAUUAUCAAAAGUCAAAGGAAUGUUCCGAAAGUCUGGGUCUAAAGGAAAAUCUCAUAAAAGGUCAACGUCAUCCCUACCCUCCUCUCCAAAGAAAUAUACUUCUUUCACCGAGAGCCCUGAUCAAGGGUGGAAGGGAGGGACAUGGACAUCAGUCAGAAAGGUAAAGGAGAUCAGCCCCGCAGAUCCGAGUUCAAAAUCUGGGCCAAAAUCGAGAUUGGGGAGGUUGAUUGAAACGAAAAAGCAACAACGGAAACUGAUACGUUCUCUAAAUGAGAAACGAGACGAGGACAGCAAGCACCACGUGAUUUCAACUGACUAUGACCCUUACGUGCAGCGGGAGUUUCCUUACAUCCCUACCGCUACAGAACGAGUCCAUGACAGCAAAGUAGACCGAUUUUUACAACCUGAUGAUUGUGAAUACAACCAGCGUAUUUGGGGAAUAGACAAAAGUUCAAGACAUAAUGCUAAUGUGAAGCAGAAAAAACUUAUAACAUUUUCCAGCAUCCAAACCCGGCCAGAAACUUCUCCGGGAAGCGAAGUGCCUGACGCGACUGUACCUCAAAUGACUCGCGAUUCUCUCAGACACAGCUUGUCCUUCAGAUCAAACAUCGACAACUCACUGGGUUUUCCUCUCUUUAAAAGAGAACGCAAACGAUGGUCUCUACGUAGCGAGGGAUCUGUGGGCCUGUACGAGGAUCACGUUAGAACUGAGCUUCUUCCCUCGCCCAAUGUCGAGGAAAGCAUGCACGACAAUACUGAUAAAUACAAAUUCGGCCAGUUACGUGCUAGACACUCUCUCAGCGACACAGACAGAGAAUCGAAUCUGACAGCUAGUCUGACGUCUGUCCACGAGUAUGAGCAAUCGUUACUGAGUCAUGAGAGGGCUGGUCUUGGGAGAGUGAAAGUCAUGCCGUCUGAUGUGAACCAGAUACUACUAACCAAAAUGGGACUCACGUCUCCUAAAGAACGUGAACUGAAAAGAGAACUGAGUAAGGUUAACGAAUUAAGUUCUGAGAGAUCGAAAAUUGAGAGACAAGCGUUAAGCACCACCGGAGAGCACCUAUUGAUGUGUGGGAAUAUUUCAGUGGCUGAAAGAAAAGAACAACUGCGAAACACUCCUAAUAACAUUCUUUUUGCUCAAGAGAAUUCGGAAACAAAUCUGCACAUGAGAAAUAACAACAACGGUCAUCACGGGAAGAAACAACCUGCUUUGGCAAACCACCCUUUUGUAAAUGCUAACGGAAUUUUGAAUAAGGAGCCCGAGUUGUUAAUUGCAACGCAUCAUGAUCGUAAGAUCAAAGAGUGGCAAGCUCAUAUUUAUCAGCGUCCUCAGGGUUUCAGUUUAGAUAUCACACCUUGUCAAAAGGAGACACUUAACUUUGAAAAAUGCCCAGUUCAGAUUAACACAGAUCUCACUGAUCGAAGACAAUGUGAAGUUAAAAGUAGAAAUUUGAUUAGUUCUUUGGUUCACGCACGGACACCUCAAAGUUUCCUCUACCCGAACAGCCCAUCCAGCAACUCAGAGGACAGCUUUGGCGGCAAAGAAACUCCCAAACAUUCGACACCUGCUGACAGCAACAUGCGGAACAGUGAGUUUCUGAGCAUCAGUCACUGGCUGGAACACAGCAAGUGUUCGAGUAUCGAGGGAGCCAGCAUCCCUCUUGAGGAGGAGGAACAUUUUCAAAAUCACACCAACACAGAUACUUCUUGGGAAUCUACGGGGUUUUGUCCAAGAGAUGCAGAAGCGGAAGACGAAGAGCAGAGACCGAACUUUGAUCCCAAAGUCAUGAAGGCCAUUUACAAGGAUCAGCAAGGUCCAGAUAAGAGAUCGUCUGAUGAGAAUGAAGUCAAAGAGCCCGUGGAGACUAUCAGAAGUCACAUUGAAGUCCACAGAGCAGGAACCAUUAGCGUAAAUGACAUCAGCAGAGAUUUUCAGACAACUGUAUCCCCUGAAACAGUCGAGGAAGUAGAAGGUAUCCAGUCCCCAGAAACAUACAGCCAUGAGAAUGUUCCAGCUGCACCAUCACCUUUAAAAGAAAUGAGUUGGAGUGCCCCAAGCAUCAAUAUUGAAGAAAAUCUUUCUUCUACGUCGGAUCUUUAUGCCAAAGAAAUUAUUAGCGAUACGAAUACGAGUGUCUUCGGACCACAUAAAGUGACUCGUCAAAGUUUGUUGCAGUGCAACAUUGAGGCAUCGAACUCUGCCGCGGACUUGCCAAAGUGUUUGAACGUAUUCCAAGGUAGAACAAAUGACGUGAAUCACAUGUCUUGUAUGGAUGCUGACACCAGGCAUAUGAAAACAGGACAACCCUUUGAACAAGAUGGAUUUAAGGCUGAAGCCUUUGAUGAUUCGUCUGUCGCUCUAGUAGACAUGGUGUACUGCAGUCCAAAUGUAGUACAUAGCUCAGGGGAGACUAACGGUCCAGCAACUGUUCUAACCUUUCUUCCAGAAAAUGAGGUAGCUCAAAAGUCUGUUGGCUAUACAAAGAACUGUAAAGAUCCAUCGAAGCAAGAUCUCAGCGGGGUUACUCCAGGUUCAAAGAUUUCAGAGAAGGGAGAGAGCGUUAGCGAAAGUUCAGCGCACUUGGGUCGGCAAGAUUCUGUCUCUUUGUCUCCGAGCCAACACAAACAAGAACUACGCCAAACAGAUCUGCUCAAUCCUACCUCAAACCUCGGGCUACCAUUCGAUCAGACAGACACAACAAGGGUUACUUCUGAAGAGGGCAUCAUGGACGUUGAGGCUCCCAGUGACAUGAUAGAGUCCGAGUGGAGUCUAGCAGACAACUCAGUCUCAGACAGGGAUAUCAAAUUUACACUAUACGAUAUCGAGGACGUGCUCUCUCCACCACGCACCCAAGACAGACCUAGAGAGACCACUACAACCACGGCUACAUCCCUACCCACAGGAGAUGACAGAAACGAGACAUGCUCAUAUGAACCGUCCUCUCGUCUUACGGGAAAGUCAGCACUCGAAAGGCGACAUCUUGCUGCCUCGAGUAAGUCUGAACACUUAGGAGAGAUGUCCUCUCCCGACGUCUCGUCACGUCCUGUAGAGGUGGAGUUCUCUGACUCGAAGCUAAGACGUGACGACCCCACACGGCUUAUCGAGACUCAUCGCGUUGGAGGUCUACAAGCAGGUUCUAGAACAGUUCAUGGGCCUGAAGUGAGUGAGAAACAUGCCGUAACAGAACGGGGGGUACGGCCACUGGAAAUGUUCAUCAUGCCGAGCUCAGUUCUAGAGCAGCGCGGAGGGGAGAGGCAGGGGCAAACUGACGAGGAAUGGCUCAAGAGCAGGCCCAAAAAGCGGGUUUCUUUCAAAUUGGACGUCGUCGCCGAGUCUUCCACUGACGUGAGUGUCAGCUCAGACGACCACGCUGUCAUAGAAUCAGACUCACAUUGUCACGCUAAAGUUGAGACGGCAGUCGACAACGCCCAAGCUCAACAGCGUAUAGAUGUAACGUCCUUCCCAGAGGGCGGAGACAACUCUUCCACCGAUGUGUCCACCAGCAUCACAGACAACUCACUGUACACGAAAGAGAUUUCCCAAGUCGUCAUCACAGCCAGUAUUGAUGACGUCACAUGGUGUGUCAGCAGAUCCUCUGCAGAUUUUCCUGGGGAACAACAAGAUAGAAUGGUGUCUAUGGGGGAGGAAGUUCGAAUAAACGAAAGGAGAGAGGAGGUUGAGGUACCGAAAGAUGCAAGUGUGGAUUCAAAUAUCCGACAUGUAGACUCAGAAAGAAGUAGACUGAAUGAAGAAAUUACAACAAAAGCGCGGAAUGUUCUGGUACAUGACACUGCAGAAUUUAGAUCACAUCCAAUCACCGAGUCCGAGACGAUAUCUGACCACCAAACGAAUGAUGAACAGGGAGAAGAGGAAUGCCAUGUGAUGUUGACCGGUUCACAGCGAAGCCCACAAGAGACAGCAUCAAUUGGCACACAUGGUACACUGUUUCUGGGAAAUAGUCUUAAAGAACACGAUAACGAGAAUAGUCCAGGUUUGAGAGAAUCUCCGGGUAACCAUGAUAUAGAUAAUAGGGAAAGAUCACAAGUUGGAAAGUCCGCAGCUGUCACAGAACCUCUCGAUUCAGAUCUUUCUGAACUGAACACGCCGAAUGGAUCUGUCAUGGGACGGUCAGAGGGAACAUCUCCUGAGAAAACGAGUGACGUCAUCAAAGCUCUUCACGAGAAUGUGUGUGCUUGGUGGGACAAGCCUCUCUCCACGUGGAAUCUAGAAAGUUCCGAGUCUGAUGGUGAUCGACUCACUACUGACCACAGCAUCGGCUCUAGACCCUUGGGGAACGUCUGUGGACACGACAAAAUGCCCCGUGAGAUGAGCGGCAAUGAACACACCAGUAUGGCACAUUCUCAACAUCAACUAGUCUCUAAACCCUCGAUAGGGGCUGGAAGUAUGCAAGGUACACAAGAGACAGCCACGACCCAAGCACAACAGGAGCUCCCCAUACAGGAAGACCAGAAAUCGCACCUGCAGCGACAACAGAAUCUUGAUGAUGGGCGCAAAGAUCAUAUACACGAAAAACGAAAUGAGUUUCACAAAUCAAAUAAACACUUCCAGCAAAAACAGAACUCCUUCAUAUCUCAUCCUCACAGCCCGGCAGGACAAGCACCGUUAAACAGUGGGAAACCGCAAGACUGGACAUCUCCCAGAACUCAGGCCAAUUUUGGAGAAAAACAGAACUUGUUAGAUAAACGCUCUACUAAUGUUUCUUUGAAUAAAGAUUUCUCAUCUCAAUUUGACGGUAAACUGUAUAGAGACGGGCCCAUAAUUUUGAGCCAGUUCUUAGGAAAAGCAGAGCAAAAAAGUAUAUUUGGGGACUCUCCUGAGACAAUCGAUAGCUCACUCCUUCCCGUGUGCCAAAAAAUGCCAGCUCAAAGAAAUGGAAGUGAAUCUUUGAAUUAUUCAGAAAAAGGAAAGUGCACCAGUAAACCUGACACCUCAACCAGCGACGACCGGUGCCAUACCUUUGACUGUAAGGAUGCAUCUCCAGUGUUGUGUGGCGUAGCAUCAACUGUGGACUUAAAAGAGCAACAAAUGAUGACGUUUGAUACUUCUGAUUAUGACGAAAAACGGAGUUUUCCUAAUCACAAAAGUACAAUUUCUAAUGUGAAGUCAAAGUCACGGAAUCGGAAACAAUGGAAGUCAAACAGGAGAUGCAGCAGCUCUGGAAAGCGCACGCUGAGUGAGCGAACGAAACAACGUAUAUCUCACGUGAUCGGUGGGAGUACUUCAGACGCCGGAUCUGGGGAUUGCGUGGACUCCAGCGAUGAUAUCUUGUACCAGUCCACGAUGGACUUUUUCCCAACAAGCGACAAGGGGACCUCUUUGCCGCAUCCGGAGGUCCGGUGUGUCGGGACCCAGUGCAUGCCGGUACAAGGGGAAGGGGGGCAGCCAGUGUGGGAACUACGUACAGAGACGACCACGAAACGACCCUCCGGAAAGCGCAAACGUAUCACUACUAUUGGUUCUAUAGUCAAAGACAGGAACGAAGCGCUGAAGGGGAGUUCAAGAGCGAGCAGAAAGUCGUCAAGUUUCCACGAGGACAGACAUGGUGACUUUACAAGCAGACUACUUCAAGGCCUUUCCGUUCCCACCCUUCCCCCUGCCAACCGCCAGGUUAUGGAGUCACACGAACAGCAAAAUUACGAUUGUAACAAGGGAUGCAGUGCACCCUCUUACAAGCUGCACAGGGACCAGGGUAGUGGCGGCUUCAGGUUCCAGCAGCGUGGACAUCAGGAGGAAUAUGAACUGUUAUCGGGUAUUUACAAUGGCAGUUCUGGUGGAAAUGGGGGAUUGAAUGGCGACGGUUGCGGUAUUAGCUUUGGUUGUUGUAAGGGUGGUGGUUGCUGUGGCAGUGCUGGUUGUGCGAUGGACAGUAGAGAUGGUGCUCUCACUGAUGGAGCGAAAUAUCCUAACCACACUUCACGGAACGAUCGAGGGUCAAUGGAUAACAAAGAGAAUGUUUGCUCUGGCAGCUGCCCACAGGAAUCCCCUCUGCAGAACAGGAACGUUCCAGAGGGUGAACUCCUCGCUGUCAGAGACCUAGCAAAACAGGACAGCAAAACGGGCACAUCGCAAGGAAUAUCGCGAGCUCUGGCCUGCAGACCUGGACAAUGGUUGUUCCUAGCUACGUUCUUCUUGUUUCAGUUUAUCAUGCAGUGGAUUUUUAGUAGCUGAGUAAUCGUCUCUUGUUGCCUUCUUCUGGAUCACAUGAACCAAAGAAUAUUAUAUCCUUCUAGGGGACACGUGACAAUGAAAAUGUUGUUCAGAGCAAAAUCCAGAUAGUAUGACAUCUUUUAGGGUUCGAAAUUGUUAGCCCAGUUGCGAGGUGUCUUGUUCUAGGCCAUUCAUUACCGGGGUAAUUUUUCUUAGCAGUGUCUACACAUGUCCACAUCAAUGGUUUAAAAAAAGUCCAAGUGUCCUUCGAUUGAUUUGUGCUCUUUAGCGUACUGAAACCAAUGUACGCAUAACCUCAACUGUCUUUUGCCAUGCCCUAUUGAAAAUACUUUCCGUCUUUGGUUCGUGGACCAUACUUGUCGCACAUAUUGGAGCUCAAACGCUUAAAGCUUAUAUUCUCUGCUACUGAACCCCCCCCCCCCCCAAAAAAAAAAAAAAAAAAAAAAAAAAAAAAAAAAAAAAAAGAAAAAGAAAAUAAAAAGGAAAAUAAACAAAUUGUUGCAGGCAGCAUAGAACGACAUAGAAUCUAGAAGUGCAUAACAUUUAAUUCACCCGUCGCUAUGGAGAAGGGG
Molecule: messenger RNA, 8278 nt
Organism: Aplysia californica (California sea hare)
Lineage: Eukaryota; Metazoa; Mollusca; Gastropoda; Aplysiida; Aplysiidae
Exons: 4
Coding region: 1149-7706 (2185 amino acids)
Source: RefSeq, a predicted model, not a curated record